GGGGGGAGAGAGACUUGGUAUUUGCUUGAUAGCAGAUGAUAGCAGAACGAACGAUUUGUGGCUAAAGAACACACAUUGCUGACGUUGGCUAACGUUGCCGGUUUGAGGAGUCUCACGAUAGGUUUUGAAUUUUUCAUGGUCACAUCGGUGUUGUAAGAAACUUCGAUAUUACAUCAGUUUAUUUAAUUGAAGGAGAUAUAUUUUUGCAGGUAAAAAUUCAAGAUGUCAGGCAAAACAGAGACGAUAACAGAAAGUAUUUAUACAUCGGAAAAAUAUGGUAGCGAUGAAACGGGAAAUGGCUCUGAGAAUAAACCAUUUAAAACUGUUCUAAGAGCAAUGCGUCAUGCUGGCAAAGAACCUUUCCCGAUUAUUUACCAGGAUUCUCGGGAAGAUGGUAAGAAGUACGAGCCGGCAUCCAAGUCUCAGUUAAAGAAGGUACAAAAAAUCUGGGUGAGAGAACAGUAUAAAAAGAAUGAAAAUGAGAACAAAGUAUUAGAAGAUGAAGAGAAAAGAUUGAAAAAUCUAGAAGAAGCUAAAGCGAUUGUGAUAGAAGAAGACAAGUCUCUACCUGAGGCGAAACAGAUUAAACUAAGAGAAGCUUCAAGUCACAAGGAUGAAAGGAUUAAAGUAUUUGGAUGGGUGCAUAGACUGAGACGACAAGGCAAAGCUCUCAUGUUUAUCAUGCUGCGAGAUGGAACAGGCUUUCUGCAAUGCGUACUGUCUGGCAAGCUUUGCCAAACGUACGACGCCUUGCUUCUUGCCACAGAAGCUGCUGUUCAGUUGUUUGGAACCUUGUGCGUCGUUCCCGAAGGAAAGAAUGCACCUGGUGGACUUGAGUUGCAUGUUGAUUACUGGAAACUUAUCGGAUCAUCGCCUCCUGGCGGUGCUGAUUCAAUUUUGAACGAAGAAGCUCUGCCAGAUGUACAGUUAGACAACAGACACAUUAUGAUCCGAGGCGAAAAUACAUCGAAAAUCUUGAUUAUGAGGUCGGUAUUGACACAAGCGUUCAGAGAUCAUUACAAAGAUCGUGGAUAUUACGAAGUAACUCCUCCAACUUUGGUGCAGACACAGGUGGAAGGUGGCUCGACUCUUUUCAAAUUAGACUAUUUUGGAGAAACCGCUUUUCUCACUCAAAGUUCUCAACUGUAUCUUGAGACUUGCAUUCCUGCGAUGGGAGACGUGUACUGUAUCGCUCAGUCUUAUCGAGCGGAGCAAUCGAGAACACGUCGUCAUCUUGCCGAAUACACGCACAUCGAAGCGGAAUGUCCAUUUAUUUCGUUUGAUGAUUUACUCGACCGAUUAGAAGACUUGAUUUGCGAUGUAGUCGAUCGAGUUCUGAAAUCGCCUUAUGCCCAUAUAGUGAAGGAAUUGAACCCCGACUUCCAAGUGCCGAAGAAACCUUUCAAGCGAAUGAACUACAGCGAGGCGAUCGAAUAUUUGCGAGAGCACAACAUCACGAAAGAAGACGGCAGUUUUUACGAAUUUGGAGAAGACAUUCCAGAAAUGCCAGAAAGAAAAAUGACCGAUACUAUCAACGAACCGAUAAUGCUUUGCCGUUUUCCUGCUGAAAUUAAAUCGUUUUACAUGCAACGUUGUUCGGAAGAUAAUCGCUUGACCGAGUCCGUCGACGUACUUUUACCGAACGUGGGUGAAAUCGUUGGCGGUUCAAUGCGUAUUUGGGAUUACGAAGAAUUGAUGGAAGGUUACAAACGCGAAAAUAUCGAUCCAACUUCGUACUACUGGUACACGGACCAGCGAAAGUACGGAACUUGUCCUCACGGAGGUUACGGAUUGGGAUUGGAACGAUUUCUCUGUUGGAUGUUGAACAGAUACCACAUACGCGAAGUAUGCCUAUAUCCGCGUUUCCUGGAACGUUGUCGCCCGUAAGAACCAUUCCAUAAUAAUAUGGAGUUCGCAUCAGUGACGUUUUAGCAAAACUGUUUUUUGCUUUAUAUUCUUUACAAAGUAAGCAGAUUACUUUUAAAAAUAUGCAUUUAAAUAUAAUUACAAAAGAUGAUUAAUAAUAGUAAUAUAUAUCAAGAGACGUUCUCGCGUCACAUGCUCGACACGUGAUGAAAAUCUACUUACAAAUAGAUCUGCGAUUUCACAAAUCCAUUUUCUCGAGUGUCGAUUAUUUGUUCUUCUUCCUUAUCUUCAUCCUGUAAACUCUACACCUACGUAUUGUUUGUUGUACGUAUAUACAGAAACACACACGUACGUUGCAAAUAUUUAACCAUUUUUAUAAUGAAAACUAUUUACACUGUGUUUAAAAAAAAAACUGUAUUCUUAAAAAUA
Messenger RNA from Pseudomyrmex gracilis, 2295 nucleotides. RefSeq names its product asparagine--tRNA ligase, cytoplasmic (gene AsnRS). The transcript has 10 exons. NCBI's taxonomy places the organism in Eukaryota, Metazoa, Arthropoda, Insecta, Hymenoptera, Formicidae. Gene Ontology annotation, biological process: asparaginyl-tRNA aminoacylation. The record is from RefSeq and is a predicted model, not a curated record. Gene Ontology annotation, molecular function: asparagine-tRNA ligase activity; nucleic acid binding; ATP binding. Gene Ontology annotation, cellular component: cytoplasm. Bases 223 to 1887 code for a protein of 554 amino acids.